This is a messenger RNA of Filobasidium floriforme, 3825 nucleotides long. RefSeq lists its product as uncharacterized. Bases 1 to 3825 code for a protein of 1274 amino acids. Gene Ontology annotation, biological process: error-prone translesion synthesis; double-strand break repair via homologous recombination. Gene Ontology annotation, molecular function: DNA-directed DNA polymerase activity. The record is from RefSeq and is a predicted model, not a curated record. Gene Ontology annotation, cellular component: zeta DNA polymerase complex; nucleus. The transcript has 6 exons. Lineage: Eukaryota; Fungi; Basidiomycota; Tremellomycetes; Filobasidiales; Filobasidiaceae.
AUGUCGGACGAAGCUUCUAAUGCGCAAGGGGAUAAGCCAGCCGCUCUUGGUGCCGGAAGACCUCGCACGUUGACCAAAAAGCAAAAGAAGAAGCUUGCCGGAGAGAAACUGAACGAAGGUAACAGGAAGCGGAAGCUUGAAGCUGAGGAACGGGAAAGACUGGCCAAAAGAGCCAGGUCUGGUUCGGAAGAGGAGCUCGAUCGACCACGUAAAAAGACAUCGACUUUGAGUCCGUUGCCUCCUUCAAAAUCCUCUAGUCCAAAACCCGUACCUCUCCCUGCAAAUGCUCCUCCCCCUUCUGCCAAUGUUGCGUCUUCGCCUGUCCAUGGAUUCAUGGACGAACUUGAUAUCGACCUGCGUGUACGUCAGCGGGAAUUAUCAGAAGAGAGACGCCAAGUUCGGGAAGAAGAAGAGCUGGCAGAAGAGCUGGCAAGGAUUGUGGAGCAACGAGAGUUAUCCGCGAUGGUGGAAGAGGGCCGGUUGGACAGAGAAUUUUCGGAGGAGGAGGCAAUGCGAUGUGAGCAAGAGAUUAGAAGGCAGGAGGAGGAGGAGGAGAAGGAGAAGGAGGAGAAGGAGAAGGAGGAGAAGAAGGAGAAGGAGGACGAGGAGAAGAAGGAGAAGGAGAAGGAGGAGAAGAAGGAGAAGGAGGACGAGGAGAAGAAGGAGAAGGAGAAGGAGGAGAAGAAGGAGAAGGAGGACGAGGAGAAGAAGGAGAAGGAGGACGAGGAGAAGAAGACGAAAUUGGGAGAGACUCUGAGGCAGGCGAUGCUCGACAAAGAUCGCAUGGACCGGGAGGCUGCGUCUCGAGCGAAGAAUGUGGAGGAUAACGACAACGACAAGUCGAAUCGCCAGUCAGCGCAGAAAGACGGGGACGAGGACAAUGGUGCAGAGAAGCAAAAAGAAGGCGAAGAAGAGCAACGGGGUGAAGCGGAGGAGAAGAUGAAUAAAGAGGCGGGAAUUGGGUACAAGAGACGAUUUGAUCUCCUGGAUUCGGAAACAGGUCCUUUCCCCUCGGUAUCUUGGCCUGUCCCGAAUAUCAAGCUGGAACGACCGCAACAAGUCCGCAAACUCCCUAAAGCAGUUCCGAUCGACAAGGAAGCUUUGAAGGAUACAUUCUCGAAGUUUGCUGAAUGGGAACAACGGUCACAAGGGACCGGUCCAAAACAAAAUUCCCGCAAGAGGGGAUUAGACAUCGUUACAGAUGUGGCCGAAGACGUCUGGGAUGGUGCCAGAAAACGGCGAGGCAGAACUCCGAGAGAUUUUGGGGACAUGGACAAGGGGGAUGAUGACGGGCCACGGAAGAAGCAAAAGACUGGUGAAGCGGCCUCUCUCAAACCUUCUCGCCAUGAGAAAAAGGACUUCCUCGGCCAAGUCAUUUACGGGAUCGGACGGAACUUGCGGAGUCCGAUUUAUCGUGCGGGUUCCCGCUGGCAAGAACCGUUUCCAACCGGACGGUUCAAAAAUCCAGAUGGACUGGUACGAGCUUUGGACUUCGCGAUGAAGGGUGUCCGGCGCAACCCGGCUCACAGUAUGGAGUCAUGGAAAGAGCACGUUGAAAGGGAAGUUCAGCUUGAGCUUGGGGAAGGCUGGAACGCGUCCGAGUGGACGAAGGUCAUGGAAAUCGGGACCGACGAUGGGAAGUCACAGCCGGAACGCUUGUGCGAUUUCUUUGAGUUUGCUUGGGACUCUGGAGCUUACGGGAAAGCUUUCAACGAGUGUCAUUCUCCUGCACGAGCACAAGCAUACGGUAUACUGGCUCAAGCAGUCGAGGCUCGCGAGGAAAGGUGGCAGGGGAUAUCGAAGCGGGAAAUCAUCCGCAAGAUAAAUUCUCUGGGAAAAGAUGGAUACAAUGUCCUGACAAAAGAGCUUGAGAGGAGAUGGGACGAGAUCAUCGACAUUGAGGAGCGAGCAGCGGAAUGCGUUCACGCGUUGUUGGGAGAUACCUUCAGACCCUUCAGAGCUGUCUCUGAGAUCGAUGGCCGGCCGCAUGAAUGCGACACUCCCGACAAGAAGCAGCUGUGGGACGUCGGUCGGAGGUAUCUGACGAAGGCGACUGCAAUGCGGGCAGCACUUGGAAACGUGGUACGAGGUUGCGGAUGGCAAGAUGGGGUGUAUAUGGGGCGGGAAUGGAUGAAAGGUGCCACUCCUGCUUUCAUCGCUGUGGUCGGGGGCAUAUUCGAGGUCUUCGCCAAUCGUCCGGAUUUCAAGUCGACCAGUUCCUUGGCCGGCGAGAUACAUUACCUCCGACGACUGUUGGGUGAAGGACGGUUCUACGAGAGCGAGUGGGUUCCCAUCCUGGAUAUGCUGCGACGCACCGAUGGUGUUUUGCUACAAGCAACCUGGGCGCCUUUGCAAAAAGUUGUUUCACUCCCGGAGGCUCGACAUCGUUGGGCUGAUAUCAGCAGCCGCGCGCGUGAGCUCUGGCGGGAACACGGCGACACAGUCGGUAUGCCAAUUGCGAUCGACCUGAGCCUUGCGGAGCUCGAAAAUGCGGGAGCACGAUCAGCACUCCAAGCAUUGGGUAAAAGGCCAAUGAUUGCAGGGAGCCGGUGGACCCUACGUGCCCAGGUGGAAGACACGAUCGGGCUAUUCCCGCAUACGGAGACUUGGGCAGGUUACUUUGCCGACGUCCACAAUCUCAAGCUCGGAAGGAUGGACGGUGUCUCGUUCCGAGAACGUUGGGAGUUGCGGGAAAAUGUGUGGAGCAAGGUGUUGGGACGGCUUGCUCCUGCUAUCGAUGAACCGUUCCCCACCCUGGUCGAAGCGGACUUCAGAGCGAAACUCAAACGUUACUUAGUUGAGUUUCACUAUCGCAACCUGGAUAGCGAUGAAGACGGUCAAGCUUGGCAAGUAGAGUCUACCUCGGUGCGGGAGGACUUUGCAUGGUCGAAGCCAGCCGUGCUCACGGAAGUUGAUGUGCGCAACGUGUUGGCUGUGCGGGAAGCGAGGGAAAAGGAGCGGGAAAAGUGGGAGACCGAGAAAUUUGGUAGUGAGGUACAAAGCAAUGCAGACCUGCACAGCCAAGACGGCGAUGACUUUGGCGGCGGUGACUUUGGAAACGAUUUCCCUAGUCGUAGCGGCAAAAGCGAUGGGGAUAGCGACGGCGAGAGCGGGAACGAUGAUGGUCCCGAUCGAAAGGAUUUGAAGCGUGAGGGAGCUUCGCCUAACGAGGGGGGCGACGACGACGACGAGGAGGAGGGGGACAACGACGACGACGACGAGGACGACGAGGAGGAGGAGGACGACGAGGAGGAGGAGGACGACGAGGAGGAGGAGGACGACGAGGAGGAGGAGGACAACGAGGACAAGGGAGAAUCGACGCGACGGCGCCUCCCCUCGCCGUUGUUAAAGUACGUCAAGUGUACCGGAGAACAAUGGCAGGAUCUGCACAAGCAGAAAAAGCGGACGGUCGAAUGGCUUGCGGGGCAGGACGCCGAAUGGCUGCCGGCAGAGAUGAUUACGGGAAGCAAGAAUCGCGAUGCUCAGGCGGCUCGAAACGCUCGAGCGCAGGUGUGGAACAAUUUCCACGAUGCAAUCCGGACCAAGAUGACCGACGCGGCACUGAAAUCUGGAACGUUGUCCGUAACUCUCUGCGCUCGACCUCGAUUCAAGGAUGGGAAGGGAGAGGUCAUCGUCUUUACAUCUCCUGGCCUGCCGGAUCCGGACAGCGAGUACUGGAAGCCGAUGAUCGAUGAGUUCUGGGAAGUCGCUUGCGUGGAUGCCGAGGACAUGGCGGUGAGGAUCGAAGGGAAUGAUGCUCGUUUCCCGGUUGCAAAGGAGGGCAAGAAGAAGGAGAAGAACAGCGGGAAAGCCAAAAAGACGUAG